Molecule: messenger RNA, 764 nt
Organism: Rhagoletis pomonella (apple maggot)
Lineage: Eukaryota; Metazoa; Arthropoda; Insecta; Diptera; Tephritidae
Product: putative nuclease HARBI1
Exons: 3
Coding region: 183-764 (193 amino acids)
Source: RefSeq, a predicted model, not a curated record
UAUGGCGCUCAUUCGAUGAAGAAUAGCGCUAUUGUGAAUUUCGCUCGUUUAGAUUGUUCACAAUAGUAUAUUUCUGUCAGCUGAGAAAGAAAAACCGAGUUGAUUAAAACGUAAAACUAAAUAGUUUACAAAUUUGUCUAAAUAAAAAUAAAUUAAAAAGAAAACGAGUUGAUAAGAACUUAAUGAAAAUGAGUACGGCGGAGUUGUGGUUUGGCGAUUCAUCAGAAGAUGAAAGCUUAGUGGAGCUGGCCAGAAAUAGGAAACGGUUGAGGGACGCUUCCAACCCCUUAGAAAUUGAUUCCACUGCAUUUAUAAAAAACUUCCGAGUAUCUAAAGAGGCGUUUGUGGACGUGCUGACCACUACAGAAGACCUGCUGAAUCAAUGCACCCGAGCGAAAUCUAUUCCGCAUGUUUUAAAGCUAGCAACAGUUCUGCGAUUUUGUGCUCAGGGAUCGUACCAACUUAGCAUUGGCAAUGAAAAUAUACUUGGACCUGCACAGCCCACGGUGUCUGUGGUGCUAUCAGAAGUGCUAGAUGUUCUGGAAAGUUUUAUUUGCCAAAGAUGGAUAAAAUUCAAUUACACAGAGGCUGAACUGCAACAAGCAAAAUCACAUUUUUAUAACAAAAGUAGAAUUCCAGGAAUAAUCGGCUGUGUUGAUGGUACACACAUUAAAAUUGUCGCACCUAGGAAGGAACUGCAGCAUUUGUAUUAUAACAGAAAGGGAUUCUUCAGCAUGCUAUGGUUGUCUGUGAUCAUACAAUGA